Messenger RNA from Anthonomus grandis grandis, 949 nucleotides. RefSeq lists its product as uncharacterized. The record is from RefSeq and is a predicted model, not a curated record. The coding region runs from base 216 to 887 and encodes 223 amino acids. Lineage: Eukaryota; Metazoa; Arthropoda; Insecta; Coleoptera; Curculionidae. The transcript is spliced from 5 exons.
UGAAAAAACACCUUCUGUCAAACAAACGUCCGCCAAAAUGGAUUUACAAGACUUUGUGGUACGAUUUUUCAUCUCGUCCCUGUACUAUUUGGGACUAAAGCAACUGAUCAAAAUUUUGUAUAGAAAAUAUUGCGAAAUAAAGCCCAUGGUUCGACGAUAAAAGUACCACAAGGGUGGAGAAAAUUUGGGGCUAAAUUUCAGUUUUAGGGGUCAAAAUGGUUGCCGAUACAUUUUUAACCUCAAAUAGGGAAAAUUAUAAGUGGCCGUAUCCUAAGCCGUUAAUAUCGAGUCCAUCCCAACCACCAAUAAAAACAAAACCAAACAACUGCUAUGUUGCGAAAUUGGUGGAACCUUAUUGUCACUGCGACUUUCAUUUAUACGAACCGGAAAUGGGUCGGUACAUGAAAUUAGCAAAUAAGGAGAAAGCUCUGUACGAAGAAUUGGAUAUACUAAAGCAAAGGAUGGCUGUUUUAGUAAGCGACAUCCUAGAUCAUCCAUGUGACACUGACGAUGAAAAGAUGAAGACUAUAUAUGAGACCGACUACGUCAAACGAGGUUUAAAUUUGGUGCAAUACAGAAAACUAAUGCCAGCAAUAGAUUCUCCCGUGGGAAUCCCUGUGAAAAGUGAAACCAUCGGAUUAGGAAGGGGGUACAGAGACGUAACCAGAUUCCGCUAUUCGGAAAUUCAGAAACCGUUUAUCGACGUUUGCGCACCUGUAUCUUUCACGCGAACUCCAACACUAGUAGACGAAUGGUUUGCUCCUAGAACUGGCCACACCGAAUAUCAAGAUUCGUACAGUAAAGUUGGUUUAAAUAUUUUGAAAAGCAGUCAACAAUAUGCGGAACCACUGCCGUCUUCUAGAAGGAAACCUGAUAGUAGAUGCUAAUAAAAUAAAUAAACCGUCAUUUGUUCAGUGAUUAAUAUAUUUCAAAAUUUUCCGUGUUUAAA